Gopherus evgoodei (Goodes thornscrub tortoise) is the source of this 945-nucleotide messenger RNA. RefSeq names its product olfactory receptor 1019-like. Gene Ontology annotation, cellular component: membrane. Gene Ontology annotation, biological process: G protein-coupled receptor signaling pathway; sensory perception of smell. The transcript has a single exon. NCBI's taxonomy places the organism in Eukaryota, Metazoa, Chordata, Testudines, Testudinidae. Bases 1 to 945 code for a protein of 314 amino acids. The record is from RefSeq and is a predicted model, not a curated record. Gene Ontology annotation, molecular function: odorant binding; olfactory receptor activity; G protein-coupled receptor activity.
AUGGCUGGGGGGAAUCACACCACAGUGACCGAAUUCAUCCUCUUGGGAUUCACAGAUGACCCCCAGACCCAACUUAUCCUCUUCGUGGUGUUCCUAGGUAUCUACAUCAUCACCCUCAUUGGGAACCUUGGGAUGAUUGCCCUGAUCCAUCUAGAGGCCAGCCUUCACAACCCCAUGUACUUUUUCCUCAGUAACCUGUCCUUCUCAGAUCUCUGCUACUCCACCGUUGUGGUCCCCAAGACACUGGAAAAUUUCUUGGCUGAGAGGAAAGCCAUUUCGUUUACUGGCUGUGCCACCCAGUUUUAUUUCUAUGCUGUGUUUGCCACUGUGGAGUGUCUCCUACUGGCUGCCAUGGCAUACGACCGCUACGUGGCCAUCUGUAACCCACUGCUAUAUCCAGUUCUCAUGUCCCGGAAGGUCUGCAUCUGGCUGGUGGUGGCUUCCUACCUGGUGGGUUGCGCCAAUGGUCUAAUACACACCAACACCACCUUUCGCCUCCCCUUCUGCACCUCCAAUGUCAUUGAUCAUUUCUUCUGCGAUGUGCCCUUGAUACUGAAGCUCUCCUGCUCUGACACUCUGGUCAACCAAGUCCUGCUCUUCAUCAUCUCCUCCUUGAUUGGUCUUUGCUCCUUCAUCACCAUCUUUGUCUCCUACAUGUACAUCUUAAUCAGCAUCUUGCGGAUCCAUUCUACCGAGGGCAGGUACAAGGCCUUCUCUACCUGCACCUCCCAUCUGACAGCUGUCACUUUGUUCUACACCACCAUCCUUUUCAUCUACCUGAGGCCCAGAUCCAGCUACUCUGAAGGGCAAGACCAAGUAGCUGCUGUCUUCUACACAGUGGUGAUCCCUAUGAUGAACCCCUUGAUCUACAGUUUGAGAAAUAAGGAAGUGAAGGAUGCCCUGAAGAGGAUAGUACGGAGGAAGGGAUCCUCUAUAGGGACAUAA